Molecule: messenger RNA, 2027 nt
Organism: Etheostoma cragini (Arkansas darter)
Lineage: Eukaryota; Metazoa; Chordata; Actinopteri; Perciformes; Percidae
Gene: klhl38b
Product: kelch-like family member 38b
Exons: 5
Coding region: 237-2027 (596 amino acids)
Molecular function (GO): protein binding
Source: RefSeq, a predicted model, not a curated record
UACACAGAGGCCUCGUGGAGGAGACCAUAACAAACAAACAGUACGCAGCACACUCCUACAAAGAGACAGCCCCCUUUGAAUCACUCACACAGCAUCAACACAAGAGCAAAGAGGAAGAAAGUACAGCAAAAUGUCAAGGCAUCAGAUCAUCUGCUGAGAUUUUGCUUGGGAAACAGAGCAAGACCAGAGAAGACAUAUAUAUAGUGAGAGAAAGAGAGAGAGAGACGAGGAACAGCAUGGACCAACCAGUCAAGGUCUUCCACUACAAAGACCAGGAGCAGUCGUCCAGCCUGCUCCUGCAGCUCAACAGACUGAGACAGGAGAACAUCCUGACUGAUGUGUCACUGUGUUCAGGGGUCAACACAGAGAUCCCAUGCCAUCGCAACGUCCUGGUCUCCAGCAGCCCCUACUUCAGGGCCAUGUUCUGCAACAACUUCAUAGAGACACGGCAGACCAAGAUCAACUUGAAAGGCGUCCCAUCGGCCAUUCUGAGCAGCAUCAUUGACUAUGUUUACACAGGACUCAUCAGUAUCAACAUGGAGAUCGUCCUGCCUCUGAUGCAGGCGGCUUCCAUGUUGCAAUAUGGCCGCGUUUUCGAGGCCUGCUCAAGCUUCCUUCAGGAGCAACUGAGCCCUGACAACUGUUUGAGCAUGAUAAGACUCUCCGAGAUCGUGGCUUGUAACAGUUUGAGAGACAAAGCAAAGGAGAUGGCCGUGAAGAGCUUCUCCGAUGUGUCGGCAUCUGAGGAUCUGUGUGAGCUCUCCUUACCAGAGCUCAUGGGAUACCUCGAAGAUGAUGGUCUUUGUGCGGAGGAGGAGCAGGUCUUUGAAACACUUGUUGCUUGGAUCCACCAUGAUCCUCUAUCAAGGCGUGGCGCCAUCAGUGACCUUUUUAAGAAAGUUCGCCUACGUCACAUCCAUCCUACAUACCUCUUCCAAUUCAUAGCCAACGACCCGCUGAUCCAGUCCUCCCCGCUCUGCACCGAGCUCGUAGAAUCUGUUAGACGCCUGAUGUUUUCCGGCAGCACAAAAUGCAAUGAUGACUCAGCAGUUGGCUUCAAACCUCUCUGGGUGGCACCAAGGCGCUACUCUUACCACGACAUGUUGGUGGUUGUGGGAGGGAGGAAGAACAACGAGCAGACGUCGAGGGAGGCCCUCUUCUUUGAUGAGAAGAUCGAUAAAUGGCAGUGGCUCGCCAAGCUGCCCAUUCGUCUGUACAAAGCCUCCUAUGUCGCCCUACACAGUGUCCUGUAUGUAAUUGGAGGCCUGACUGCAAACACAAAGUGCGGCAAAGUAAAUACAACUGUCUACACACUCUCCCUCAAGACCAACCAGUGGCGGACGGCAGAGCCCAUGCUGGAGCCACGCUUUGCCCACCAGAGUGUCUCGUAUCUCCACUUCAUCUUUGUCCUGGGGGGCCUGGGGCCUGACAAACGACUGACAGGCAGUGUGGAGAGGUACAACAGUAUGUUCAACCAAUGGGAGACGAUGGCGCCCAUGCCUGAGGCUGUGUUGCACCCUGCAGUAGCCGCUACCAACCAAAGGAUAUAUGUGUUUGGAGGAGCAGAUGCCAUGCAGAACCCAGUCAGAAUAAUACAGGUGUAUCACAUUGCCAGAAACAUGUGGUCUAAGAUGGAGAACAGAACAGUGAAGAAUGUGUCUGCUCCUGCAGCCAUUGUGGAUGACAAAAUCUACAUUAUUGGAGGAUACACCAGGAGAAUGAUCGCCUACGACACCAAGGCCAACCGGUUCGUCAAGUGUGCCAACCUGAAGGAGAGGAGGAUGCACCACUCUGCCACCGUUCUCAACAACAAAGUCUACGUCACCGGCGGACGUCACAUCAACGGCCACGACGUCGUCGAGGACUCAGACAAUUUUGAGUGCUAUGACCCAAAGACAGACACUUGGACAUCUAAGGGGUCUUUGCCGUAUAAACUGUUUGACCAUGGCUCGCUGACUCUGACGUAUUUCUCAAACAGGCAUGGACAAAAUCAAAGCUCGGAUUCAUAUUCUAAUGCUAUUAUUUGA